UGCGAUAUACCUCAACAGAAAUGAUGGGCUAGGUAGGUGCCAUUGCCACAUGAAUGCUAACUACCAAUUGACCAGAGCACGCUCCUAACAGUAUAGAUCACGACCUAAAAUCCCCUUGGUUUAUCUCUCUCAUAAUAGUAGAUCCUUUCUCACAACAACGGAAAUAAUUCUUCCAUCAUAGUAUUCUUGAGAGACAUGGUUCGAAUCAUCAGUGCACGGUGAGGCGUGGCUUGGUGAGUGGCCUGCCGCAGUAAUACGCUACGGAUCCGCAGCGAAUUCGCAACGCCGCAAUCAAGGCGGGUGGCCUGUUGACUUAAUCCGCCACGGGCAAGCUUACAGCGAAGAUCACCGUAUGUUCAGGAGAUCAACUUUCGAACUCAGGACUGUUAACCUACCAUCCGACAGAAGAAAAACAAGUCGGAAAAAAACUCCGCCUCGUGACUCACCACGCAGUUUCCCGUGCCGGAAAUACUUCACACGCGCCACCAAGGCCCCCGGCCAUGAGUAUGCCUCUCAAAAUCAAUGUAGACUCUGUCUGGCCAUGCGCGAAGGUUGUCACGAUGGUUUUAAUGGCGUAGACACGGGUGCUGCAUGCCGGGACUGCGCAAAGACCGGCCACACAUGCCUAUCCAAAGCCCAGCCCUCGUGAGGGCACGUAGGGAUGAUUUCAGUAUAUUUAAUCAAAGCUGAAGUGGACAGAACUUUGAGCGGGGCUUCCGCGGGGGGAGAACGCUCAUGUGGUCCUCCGCGGAAUCGGCGCGGUGAGUCGUGGCAGAAUCCGGGCUUUCAGCCCGGAUCCACUAAUCGGGUCUAGCCUGUAACAUCUCCUGCUAUGUCACUUCCAGUGGCCUCUCCGGCUUCUUUCGGUGAAAUUGCUGAGCAGAGCCUUGAGGAGAGAAGAACGAUAGCUUUAGAAAUUAUCUCCUUGGCUGUUCGGCUCUGCGCCGUAAGUCUGGAUAGUUCAGAAAUGCGAAUAGGAACGUUGAUAUAGUAGUAGCAACUUAAAAAGGCAGAGGAAGAUGACGACGAAGAGGGGAAACAAGAUGAUGAGGAUAAUUGAGUAAAGUCGGUUCCUGAUGCAUUACCUGCCUCCUAUUGCUAUGUUCUCGGCUUUCGUACUGAAUUGGAUUACGA
Molecule: messenger RNA, 1134 nt
Organism: Colletotrichum acutatum
Lineage: Eukaryota; Fungi; Ascomycota; Sordariomycetes; Glomerellales; Glomerellaceae
Exons: 1
Coding region: 353-649 (98 amino acids)
Source: RefSeq, a predicted model, not a curated record